AUGUCUUGCACCUCAGCCGCAACCGUGCGCCCCGGCCUGCAGCGCGCCAAAGCGUCGGCGACGUCGCUCCGCGCGCCGCUCCCCUUCGUGCCCGAGAUGCGUGCGACGAUCCGGGCCGCGGCCGCGGCGGCGCCACACCACGCCCACGCCCGGCGCUUCUCCGGCGCGCCCCCUGUCCGCCGGAGCCACGUGCACCCCGACAUGUGGGCCGGCGAGCCGGAGGACUACGACGCCCCGCCGGCGUUCGCCGUCCCCGACUACAGACGGCGCGCCGCCCCCGCCCGCCCCCCCGUCGCCGAAAUCUCGCCGCUCGCCGUGCCGGACCCCGCGCCGCGCCGGGCGGCGUCCGUCCCGGCCGACAUGGCCUGCCGCUCCCGCUCCCGCGCCCGCGCCCGCGCCCGCAGGGCGUCCGCCGCCUCGAGCGCCGCGACCACGGCGAGCUCGACGCUGCAGCCUGCCAGUGAGCGCCGCCGCCGCCGGUCGUCGGUGACCAGCGUCGACUCCGUCGCGGACAAGGCGGCGAUCACGCAUGCGCCCGAAAGCGCGCCUGCAACCAUGCUGGGUCUGCUGACGAGCAUCACGUGCAUCGCGGCCGUCUAUCUCGGCCUUGCGCUCGUCGCCCCCGUCGCCGGCACCCCAAUCCCGUCCGCGGAAGCCCCGGGCGCAGUCGACGGCCACGCGGCGCUCGACGAGCAAGCCGCAUACGCGCGCCACCUGCCGCGCGCCGCCCUGCUCAAGCGCUGUCUGCGCAGGCUCCGGCGCUCCGCCGUGCACAUCGCGCCCCCCGCGUCCGCGUCCGCGUCCUCCCGCGCCGUCGAAGUCUCCGUUGAACCAGCCUCCCCGCUCGAAAUACUGCCCCCUGUCGCCCAGACUGCAGGCUGGGGCCGGCACAUCCGGCGUCUUUUUGUGCGCCGGAAGGAGAGGCGGGACGGCGAGACCGUGGCGGCAGCGUAG
Mycena indigotica is the source of this 954-nucleotide messenger RNA. RefSeq lists its product as uncharacterized. The record is from RefSeq and is a predicted model, not a curated record. The transcript has 3 exons. Lineage: Eukaryota; Fungi; Basidiomycota; Agaricomycetes; Agaricales; Mycenaceae. The coding region runs from base 1 to 954 and encodes 317 amino acids.